GGGCACACUCAGGAGGAUGGCUUCUCUCACCCUGCUGCAUCUGCUGCUCAUGAUCUCAGCUGUAACUGCAUGGGGCUAUGAUCCCAACAGGUACAGGUUCUUCAGCGGCUCACAGACCUUCACCCCAAAAGGACAGAAUCCAGACGGGACUUAUGGGGUGGAACUUCGCAGCAAACAAACGACAGUCUCCUGCUAUGUGAAUAACUACCAAUGCAUCUCUGGUAACUGCGGGUACCCGACCCAGACGACCAGCGCAACUGUUGCCUGGGAUUCCUAUGGUCUCAGAUGGUGUCAACAGGAGGUGGUGAAAACACUAAAACUCAACAGCAACCUCCCGUUUCAGAUUGGGUACCCCUCUUACUACAAUUAUCGCUUUGGUAACGGCUACUGGGUAUCAAACGUCAGAAGCUCGUCGGCUGUCUUGAGAAUGAUGGCGCAUGUGGACCUGGGAACCCGAUCUGAUACUGGUGACUCUAACAGAUCUCCCAUCAUGACUGUGGUGCCAAUUCUCAGAGUACCCAGGAACUGUCCACGAUCAUUCAAUCUGACUGUGUUUGACCCUGAUGGUGACCACGUCAGAUGCAGGACGACAUCAUCCUAUCCUGAGUGUGGGCUGUGUGGCCUGUCCCCAGGUUUCUCACUGGAUCAGGAGUCCUGCUCCCUACAGUAUUCAUACAGCGGUCGAACUGGUUACCAUCCCAUUGAGCUAGUGGUGGAGGACUUCCCCAACACACGCAUCACUCUGUCCUACUCUGAUGGAUCCCGCAGAGCAAAGACACCGCCUUCAGGAGUAAGGCGUAGACGUGACACUGUAUUACGUGCUCCAACUACAGCUGCUCCAACCACAGCUGCUCCAACUACAGCUGCACCAACUACAGCUGCACCAACUACAGCUGCUCCAACCACAGCUGCUCCAACCACAGCUGCACCAACCACAGCUGCUCCAACCACAGCUGCUCCAACCACAGCUGCACCAACCACAGCUGCACCAACUACAGCUGCUCCAACCACAGCUGCUCCAACUACAGCUGCACCAACCACAGCUGCUCCAACUACAGCUGCUCCAACCACAGCUGCACCAACCACAGCUGCUCCAACCACAGCUGCUCCAACUACAGCUGCUCCAACCGCAGCUGCUCCAACCACAGCUGCUCCAACCACAGCUGCACCAACUACAGCUGCUCCAACUACAGCUGCACCAACCACAGCUGCUCCAACCACAGCUGCUCCAACUACAGCUGCUCCAACCACAGCUGCUCCAACCACAGCUGCUCCAACCACAGCUGCUCCAACCACAGCUGCUCCAACCACAGCUGCACCAACCACAGCUGCUCCAACCACAGCUGCUCCAACCACAGCUGCACCAACCACAGCUGCUCCAACCACAGCUGCACCAACCACAGCUGCUCCAACCACAGCUGCUCCAACCACAGCUGCUCCAACCACAGCUGCACCGACCACAGUUGCUCCAACCACAGCUGCUCCAACCACAGCUGCACCGACCACAGUUGCUCCAACCACAGUUGCACCAACCACAACUGCACCAACCACAGCUGCUCCAACCACAGCUGCUCCAACCACAGCAGCACCGACCACAGCUGCUCCAACCACAGCUGCUCCAACCACAGCUGCACCGACCACAGUUGUUCCAACUACAGCUGCACCAACCACAACUGCACCGACCACAGUUGCUCCAACCACAGCUGCUCCAACCACAGCUGCACCAACCACAGCUGCUACAACCACAGUUGCUCCAACCACAGCUGCUCCAACCACAGUUGCUCCAACCACAGCUGCUCCAACCACAGCUGCACCAACCACAGCUGCACCAACCACAGCUGCACCAACUACAGCUGCUCUAAGUGCACUUCCUCUGCAGUUUACUGUUCGGGUGGACUCACACUUUGCCCCUUCAUGCCUUGAUGGUGAUUACUUUCCCAUUUUCGUGUCACCAACUCCGAGAAAUGGAGUGAAUCUUCCUGCGUUUGUCAACCAAACCCUCGAAAUCAAAGUCAGAUCCAAAGCGCAGCACACCACGAUUAAUGGUCUGAUUGUGACUGGACCAAAGGGAAUUUCAAAGCGGAGAGUCUCCACAGGAGAAUAUAUCAUAACAUGGACACCAAGUGAAAAUGAACUGUAUGAUCAUUUUCCUAUUUGCUUUGUGUCUGAAGCAACAGACAGAUAUGGCAGAGUCUAUCAGUCAGAGCUACGCUGUGUGACUGCUGACGUUGCACACCAUGAGACCAUCGUGACAUGCAAUGAAACAACAAUAACGGUGGAAGUGGAGAAGUCCUACCUCAUCAGACGCAACGAGGACAACUUACAUCUCAUGGACUUCAACGACGCUUCCUGCGACCUGACAACACACUCCAACAGUACCCACCUGGUGGCUGUCAUGUCGCUGAACACAUGUGGAACCCUCAUAGAGGAGGAUGAAGAAAACAUCAUCUUCAAGAACGAGAUCACAUCUGCUGAUCCAAAUGAAAUCAUUUCGAGGCAACACGACGUGGAGAUCGCCUUUGUCUGCGCCUAUCCAAAGCAGACCAACCUGACGCUGGGAUUCACCCACAAGAACCCAUAUGCCUUCACAGAGAGGGGCUUUGGUGCUUUCACCUUCCAGUUUGAAUUCUUCGAGAGCCAGCGCUUCAGAACAAAAGUUGAUAGCAGCACUUACCCAGUGGAGGUGUACCUCAAACAGAUGAUGUUCAUGCAGAUCGAGGCGACCACCUCCAUCCCCAACACAGAGCUGUUUGUGGAGUCCUGCAGGGCGACUCCGUAUGACAACCCAAACUCUCGCAUCAGCUACACCAUCAUCGAACAUGGGUGUGUGAGGGACAACACAGUGCAGGUCUACCCCAGCUCCAACUAUCAGUUCAGAUUUGGAAUGGAGGCUUUUGAGUUCAUUGGUGCUCAUGAACAGGUGUACAUCACAUGUUCGGUCAUCCUGUGUGAGACUGGCCUUCCCAACACCAGGUGCUCUCAGGGAUGCAUCAGUUCAGGGAGCCAUCGCAGCAAAAGGGACGUUGCAGGCCAGACUGCCAGACACUCCAUUUCCCAGGGACCUUUGCACCUGGUGAAAACGUCUGACAGCCAAGUGUCUGGCCCGAGCCUGAGUCUGGGCACGAACCUGGUCUUCAUCGUUGGCUGCCUCCUGGUGUGCGGAGCGGCGAUCUACCAAUCCAGGAGGUCCAGAGCUAAAUACCAACUCCUGCCAACUUCUGAGACAGACUGAAGACAGAGAGGCCAUUUUGAUCCCCUCUGAUGAUGAGAAAGAUUCUCAGCUACUGUGUAAAGCUUUCAUAGUCAGAGUUUUUUAUAUGUUUUUAUGAAGAACUGCUGCUUUGAAUCAUCGUCGCCUGUCACUGCACCAGCACAGCGUCUGAAUGAAAGGUUUUUGGGUGUCUUUGCCUGAACACACGAAGACUUAUGAAUUUAUACUUUCAGGGGUUAAAGGGAACAUUUUAGUCACUUGAUGUGUCAGUUUACUGAUGAAGUAUUAUUCAAAUGUCUCUGCUCUUACUGAUAGUCUGUUAUUAGCUGUUAGUGUGUGUUGUGUGUCAUUAGCUGUGUCUCCAUUCACCUCUUUGUAUGCACAUUUUCAGUUUGUAAUGUGUUCAUAAUCAAGAACCACACAAAAGUCAAAAAGGUUUUAUGCCUGGUGGAGGUGGAAAAGUUGGUGUAUGGAUUAAAGGUAAAUGUGACUAAGUGCAAUGGAAACAGAUUCAGUGAAUAAAUGAUGACGUAGAGUCACCACACAGAC
Epinephelus fuscoguttatus (brown-marbled grouper) is the source of this 3760-nucleotide messenger RNA. RefSeq lists its product as uncharacterized. The coding region runs from base 17 to 3232 and encodes 1071 amino acids. NCBI's taxonomy places the organism in Eukaryota, Metazoa, Chordata, Actinopteri, Perciformes, Serranidae. The transcript has 13 exons. The record is from RefSeq and is a predicted model, not a curated record.